AUGGUACGGGCAGCCAAAGAGCUCAAACUGGCAGUGAAAAGUUGGGAGCAAGAUGACAGACUCAGAGGUGCCUUACUGAAAGCAGAUAUUGACUGGGUCUUCAAUCCACCAGCUGCCCCAUACAUGGGGGGAGUAUGGGAAAGGCAGAUUCGCACAGUAAAGAAGGUUCUGCAGGCGAUUGUGGGCUCACAAGUUUUAGACGAUGAACGUCUGCAAACACUGUUCUGUGAAGUGGAAGCCAUAGUUAACGAGAGGCCAAUCACCCCGGUUCCAAACACUCCAAAUGAACCAAAGGCUCUCACGCCUGCUGAUCUUUUGCACUUAAGUCAAAAGGGUAAUCUUCCCUUAGGUGGAAGGUCAAUAGGCGAAUCAUACCACAGAAGUGUGGAAGCAUGUUCAGUGCCUUGCAAAUCAAUUUUGUAA
Molecule: messenger RNA, 423 nt
Organism: Homarus americanus (American lobster)
Lineage: Eukaryota; Metazoa; Arthropoda; Malacostraca; Decapoda; Nephropidae
Exons: 1
Coding region: 1-423 (140 amino acids)
Molecular function (GO): nucleic acid binding
Source: RefSeq, a predicted model, not a curated record